UACUUUUCUGCAAACAGCUGAUUGUCAAAUAGAUCAGACGAUUUGUUUGAGUAAAGUUGUAUUUAAAUGUUAUUAUUUUCUUAUUUAUGUCUAGGUGUCGUGUCUCAGAAACAACAGUAAAAGUUUUGCAUUGCAAUGGAAGCAGAGGAGCACUUACUUGCUCUGAAAGUGAUGAGACUUACUCGCCCUACUUUGGCUAGCCCCUUGCCAGUGACUUGCGAUAGUAAAGACUUACCAGGCAAUUUACUGAAUAACGUCCUACAGCAAGAUCCUACUGCAGUUCCGGGUUCAGAAACCAUAGCUAUAGGGCAGUUUCUGCUGCUGCCUCAAAAUCCUGUAAACAUAUAUCUAGGAGAGACGUUUUCCAGUUAUAUCUGUGUAUAUAGUGAAACUACACAAAUUGUAUAUAAUAUUACUGUAAAGGUAGACUUGCAAACAACAUCCCAAAAGCUCUCAUUAGCAAAUAAUUCCUCAACAACCAAGCUAAAUUCGGAUGAGACAGUUAAUACAGUGAUUCACCAUGAAGUUAAGGAAAUUGGCCCGCAUAUCCUGGUUUGCGAAGUGGCAUAUCAAAAUUCAGCUGGCGUUCUAAUGUCGUUUAGGAAAUUCUUUAAAAUUCAGGUUUUGAAGCCUCUGGAUGUAAAAACGAAAUUUUAUAACGCUGAAAACGAUGAUGUUUACCUAGAAGCCCAAGUACAAAAUAUUACCAAUGGCCCAAUUUGUUUAGAAAAGGUUUCACUGGAUGCGUCCCACUUAUUUAAUGUUACAUGUCUAAAUAAUACUCCUACUGGCGAAAGUAUAUUUGGAAAUAUCACCUUACUACAGCCUCAGUCCAUCAGCCAAUAUUUAUAUUGCUUGACACCAACCGACAAACUCAGCUCUGAUCUUAAAUCGCUGAGUGGGGCCACUAACAUCGGCAAAUUGGACAUUGUCUGGAGAUCGAAUUUAGGAGAAAAGGGCCGAUUACAAACUAGUCAACUACAAAGAAUGAGUCCAGACUUUGGAGAAAUUAAACUGUCUAUCACGGAAUUGCCAAACUUUGUGGUCAUAGAAGAGCUGUUCACAUUCAAGUGUAAACUUGCAAAUAAUGGGGAAAGAACAGUGGAAUUUAUAUUAUAUUUGGAAAAUACAAGAAACAUUGCGUGGUGCGGCAUAUCGGGAAGGAAACUGGAGGCUUUGCCGCCGCAUAGUUCAAAAAUUUUAGAAUUCAAGUGCAUUCCCUUGGUGCCAGGUCUACGAACUUUAUCUGGAGUGAAGUUAGUGGAUACUUUUACGAAACGGACUUAUACCUAUGAUGAAUUAGGACAAGUAUUUGUAAUUUUAAGUACUAAAACAAGUAGCUAGAAUUGUCUACUGGUAUUGUUAUUACUUAGCAAGUUACACAGUAAUGUAACUGUACCAAAUACAUUUUGUAAGCAAC
Dendroctonus ponderosae (mountain pine beetle) is the source of this 1420-nucleotide messenger RNA. RefSeq names its product trafficking protein particle complex subunit 13. The record is from RefSeq and is a predicted model, not a curated record. The coding region runs from base 136 to 1344 and encodes 402 amino acids. The transcript has 7 exons. Gene Ontology annotation, cellular component: TRAPPIII protein complex. Lineage: Eukaryota; Metazoa; Arthropoda; Insecta; Coleoptera; Curculionidae.